AUCCACGUUUAGCUCGUAGUUAACAUCAUGGCUGACAGAGGACAACAGGAGAAGACUGAUUGAACAUUGGAGUGAAAAUAUAGUAGAAGCUGCUAUAACUAAAGACCUUCAUGGAGACAAAGGAAGAAGCAACCAUGGAUAACAGACCAACCUAUAACUGGGUAGAUAUCACUUCAGAGUUUGUGGAGGCUGCUUCAGACCUUCAACUGGGAGAACUCUUACAUGACUCCACAUUUGGAUUGUUUGAAGCCAUGUCUGCUAUAGAAAUGAUGGACCCAAAGAUGGAUGCUGGUAUGCUGUGUAAUCAAAUCCAAAGGAAAGUUUUAAAUUUCUCCGAGGGUACAGAAUCAGGAGAGUUGAAGAUCAAAGACCUCAGUAUACCAGAACUGAUCGGUAUUAUGGAUGCCACACUGGCGUGCAUGGUGACAUGGCUGGAAGGUCAUUCCCUGGCACAGACUGUGUUCACCAACCUGUACCUACACAACCCAUAUGUAAUAGAGGACCGCUGCCUUAAGGCAUUCAGCCUUUGUACACUUAAAAUCGUCGACCACAUACGGGACCGUGUUAACAGAGCUGGUGUUUUUGAAGAGGAAGACUUCCAGACAAUGACAUAUGGGUUUAAGAUGGCAGGAGAUGUUACCGAUAUACGGGUGACCGGUAUGAUGAAGGAGUUAGAAGAUGAUCUACACAGAACGCUCAAGACAACCAGGAGUAAACAAGGUGAAGAAAGAGAUGCAGACACAGAAAGGGAGCACUUCCAGACUAGUACCUUGUUCUCCAGAGUCAAGUUCCAUCGCCUGUUUUAUGCCAUGCUACUGUCAUUUAGUAAAGAGAAGAUGGAGGAUUUCAUUAUGGGACGAGCUGUGCUGACUUGUGAAGGAAUUCCCCAGUCCCAAAAGAUAAUUGUACAGCUACAGGAACUGAUCCCCACUAUCCGUGACACACUGUCUAUUGGUGUACAACCAGAGAAGAGAGAGCUUAGUAAAAAUGACUACCCUACCAUUAUGGGGUUUGAACCCUUGGUAAACCAGAGGCUGCUGCCGCCCACAUUCCCACGGUACACCAUCAUUAAGAGUCGGGAGGCAGCCUUGGAUUACAUGGAGACCCUCCUCAGCCGUCUCAUGGUGGUCACAACAGUCCCACAAAUGUCAUCACUACACACAGUGCUGGACACAUUUAAGGACUUCAGCAAGACCUCCCCGUGUGUUUUGUCAAGAUCAAUACUACAGUUGACGCUGUUGCCUCCCAAUAAGCGGGUGUUUGGAGUGAAUUCCAUUGUUGACUUUCUCAAAGAAACUAUAAGAGGCUUUAUAGCUCCUCCUGCUCUAAGUUCAAAAUCUGCCCUGUUCAACAACCCCCAAGCCAAAACCUAUGUAGACGCUUGGUUCAUGCAGGCUGUGCGUCCCAUAUGUACCCUUAUACAGACAACUGGCCACAACCGAGCCAGGCAACGUGACAAGUGGGGACAUCUAUUGGAGGACCUCUCAGCCCUUCAGGAGGAGGCUGACAAAGUGGAUGCUUACCUACACCAGCAGCUGACUAAGACAGAACCCAACAGACAACACCUAGCCUGUCUGGGGAACUGGGUACUCUACCAUACCCUACAGGCUAUGAUCAGUUAUCUCCUGUCAGGGUUCGAACUGGAGUUGUAUGCACCAUAUGAAUACCAUUAUAUAUUCUGGUAUCUUUAUGAAAUGCUGUAUUCCUGGUUAAUAAAUACUCUUCACCGGGCAGACAACUUUCUUUUGGAGCAUGAAACCUUAGCAGACAAUCAGCAAAAAGGACGAAACAACAAAAAGAACAAGAAGAAAAAGAGGACUAAGACACUGAACAGAGAAAUUAGUAUGGCUCAGGCAGAACAGCAUAUGUUCGGAGGGUACUAUAAGGCAGUUCUGGGGUUAAAACUGGAUGGUAAGUUGGUGUACCCAUCCUUUGAGUUUGACAGUGAGGAGGUGCAGUAUUCCCAUCGCUUCCUUCCCUUCACAGCGGUUUCCACACCUCCGUAUAUACACUACGCCCAGUACAAGGAAAUGUCAGACUUGAAGCGGUAUGAGCCAGAAGCCUCAGCCCAGAGUUUGUAUAAUGCUUCAUGUAAAUGUUUUCAUCAAGCCAAGGCCCUUCUGGAGAGCCUGUCAUCUACCAAUGAAGAGAUUCAGACACUGAUCAAAGUAGCCAAGACCAACUUCGUGGUGAUGAAGCUGUUGAUGGGAGGUCACAAAAAAGAUAGUAAUGAGCCUCCUGACUUUGAUUUUAGCCAACACAAAGUAUACCCUGUGAUGAAGCUGACGUGAGAAUGUGAGGAUUGUAGUGCAAUCGAAAAGUUCUGGGUGUGAUGCUGUUAAAGAAGUUCUAUAGUUUUAGGACUAAGUGAUAUUUAUUAAGAUAAUUAAAAAGACUUUUUAAAUUGUGAUUUGAAAAUAAACAAUAUAUAAAGGUACCAAAA
Molecule: messenger RNA, 2443 nt
Organism: Pecten maximus
Lineage: Eukaryota; Metazoa; Mollusca; Bivalvia; Pectinida; Pectinidae
Product: N-alpha-acetyltransferase 35, NatC auxiliary subunit-like
Exons: 21
Coding region: 111-2291 (726 amino acids)
Biological process (GO): N-terminal peptidyl-methionine acetylation
Cellular component (GO): NatC complex
Source: RefSeq, a predicted model, not a curated record